Acanthosepion pharaonis is the source of this 480-nucleotide messenger RNA. The record is from the annotation of a GenBank genome assembly. NCBI's taxonomy places the organism in Eukaryota, Metazoa, Mollusca, Cephalopoda, Sepiida, Sepiidae.
AUGAUUCUUCUCCUAUGUGUCGUGUUCCUUCUCGGUCUUGAUCUUAACUAUUGUUUUUUAAUUCUUGACCUUUUCUGUCUGUAUCCACCUUUGAUUCUUGAUCUUUAUUUAUUCUUUUUAAUUCUUGAUCUUUUCUCUCUCUAUUCUUCUUUGGUUCUUGAUACUGACUCUCUCUAUUCUUCUUUGGUUCUUGAUACUGACUCUCUCUACUCUUCUUUGGUUCUUGAUACUGACUCUCUCUAUUCUUCUUUGUUUCUUGAUACUGACUCUCUCUACUCUUCUUUGGUUCUUGAUACUGACUCUCUCUAUUCUUCUUUGGUUCUUGAUACUGACUCUCUCUAUUCUUCUUUGUUUCUUGAUACUGACUCUCUCUAUUCUUUUUUGAGUCUUGAUCUUUACUCUUUCUAUUCUUCUUUAAUUCUUGAUCUUUUCUCUCACUAUUCUUCUUUGAGUCUUGAUCUUUAUUCUGAAGUGCAUUAA